AUGACCAUCCCAGUCUGUCUGGCGCAGGUCCUUGGUCUGGCGCUCUGGAGGAUUUCGUUUGGGAGGAGAGCCUUUGAGGACUCCGAACAUCACCAAGCCAGUGCAAAAGGAGGCCAACCGAUGGGGACUGAAUGCUGCAGUGGUGAUGCUGAGAGGCAAAUUCUCUGUGCCAACCGUACUGCACCCAUGGGACAAUCCGAGCUUUGCGACAAGCACCGGGUAUUGAUCACCACGUACGCAACGCAUCAUGUGCAUAGCUUUGCACGCUACACUCUGCCUUUGAAUGCGAAUUGGGCACUUCGUUUCAAUCACUCCUUCGUCAUUGACACCCGAGAGCGAGCCGAUGGAGGUGUUGAUGUGAAGAAUGCCAAAGUGAUGGUGAAGAAGUACUGGGUCGACCAUCCAUCGGUCUCAGCGCCUUGGCUUCUGUGGAUCGGUGCAGACGCGUCCUUCGUGGAUUUCGGCGAGGACGUGCUGCGCAGGACUCUCACAGAGUACGCAGCCGAGCAGGUUCAGGUGCUCAUCAGCCGCGAUCCCCAUGGCCGGGCUGGGAACUCCCUGUCCCUCUUCAACGCGGACGUGAUUUUGAUCCGGAGGUCAUCUUGGAGCUCUCAGUUCCUGCAACGUUGGUGGGAUGAUCCUCGCAUGAAGGAGGGGUGGACAGACCAGGAGGUGUUGGAACUUCUCUACAAAGAGGACGUUAUGGGAGCACAAGCAGCUUUUGUGCUCUUGCCUCCUGGCACGCUGAACUCCGACUCCAGAAGCAUCAUUGCAGCUGUGCCUAAGCAGCAGCCGGUGGUGCACUUGGGAGGCCACGGCGACACGGUUCGCUUGGAGGUCUUCCGCAGGGCUCUGGAGCUUCUGUGCGAGGAUCAAUUGGACCGCAAUUCCUUGCAGCUCCAAGAUACCUACUUGGACUCCUUGAGAAGGGUCACUACCCAACCUGAGGGCACCAGCUCGGGACACCUGCAUUCCAGUGUGAGCGCGGGGCAUUUUCAACGGCUGGCGUGGCACCUAGAGGUCAAGGGGCGUGUUCAGGAGGCCUUGGCAGUGCAGGAGGCCGCGCUGCAGCAUGCAAAGCGUAGCUUUGGAAGCUCGGAUCCACAGACCCUCCUGGCCGAAGUGGCGCUGGGAACCAGCCUCCGGGUGGCUGGCCGAGGCUCGGAGGCGGCGCAGCUGUUGGCGAAGAGCUGCAAGAAGCUACCGGCACGCGACAAGUUCACCUGUGUGAACAAUCUGGCAUUGGCUUUGGGCAGCAUUGGCCGACAUCAGGAAGCUGAGGUGCACUUCCACAAGGCGCAUCGUGGGAUCGUCAAGGUCUUGGGUCACGAUAGCUUGGCUGCAGCGAACGUGGCCGUGAACUUGGCCAGCAGCAUGGCGCAACGCCAGGCGCAUAGGGAGGCAGAGCCUUUCUAUCGCAGCGCCUGGUCUACCCGCAACGCCUCGCUGGGUGCAACUCAUCCAGAGACCCUCGAAGUUCAGGGCUUCUUGGCUGCAUCUCUGUUGGCCUCGGGACGUCCACGCGAAGCAGAGCAGGUGCAGCGACAGGCCUUGCCUACUGGAGCAAGUCCAGAGGUCUUGGCACAGGCGCACAGCACCUUGGGCCAAGCGCUACGGCUACAGGGAAAGGUCUCUGAAGCGUUGGAGCAUUUCCGUGUGGCCUACGAGACUUUCCAAUCACCUCCUGAAGGCAAUCGCAACCCCAACAUGUUUGCUGCUGCAAGCAACCUAGCGUCUGUAUUGCAAGAUCUGGGUCGGUUGGACGAGGCGGCUCCUCUCUAUGAGCUCGCAGUGCUUGGUCUAGAAGAGACCUUGGGGGUUGACCACCAGAACAGCCAGGGAGCACGCCAGAACUACGAGAAGUUCAGAGAGAUGAGUUCUACCAAGCGACAAGAAAAAAUGCGUGUGAGCCACGUCAGUUGUUGCUUUGACCAGUUGCCGAAGAAAGUUUAUUCUUGCAAAUCAAUAUAUCUAUGGUAG
This is a messenger RNA of Durusdinium trenchii, 1980 nucleotides long. NCBI's taxonomy places the organism in Eukaryota, Dinophyceae, Suessiales, Symbiodiniaceae. The record is from the annotation of a GenBank genome assembly.